This is a messenger RNA of Colletotrichum abscissum, 1458 nucleotides long. Its product is annotated as homocitrate synthase. Gene Ontology annotation, molecular function: homocitrate synthase activity. NCBI's taxonomy places the organism in Eukaryota, Fungi, Ascomycota, Sordariomycetes, Glomerellales, Glomerellaceae. The coding region runs from base 1 to 1458 and encodes 485 amino acids. The transcript is spliced from 8 exons. Gene Ontology annotation, cellular component: mitochondrion. The record is from RefSeq and is a predicted model, not a curated record.
AUGUGCCCUACUCCUGAUGUCCCGGCCUCCAAUGGCCACGCAAAUGGCACCAAUGGCCAUGCGAACGGCAAUGGUGCUGCCAACGGCACCAACAAGGCUGACCACCCCGGCUACACUGCCAUUCCUACCAAGCAGAAGCACAGCAACCCGUACCAGCCGGUCGGCGACUUCCUCAGCAACGUUGACCGAUACAAGAUUAUCGAGUCCACCCUGAGAGAGGGCGAGCAGUUCGCCAACGCCUUCUUCGACACCGAGACCAAGAUCAAGAUUGCCAAGGCCCUCGACGACUUUGGUGUCGACUACAUUGAGCUUACCUCGCCCGCUGCCUCUGAGCAGUCCCGCAAGGAUUGUGAGGCCAUCUGCAAGCUCGGCCUCAAGUCCAAGAUCCUGACUCACGUCCGCUGCCACAUGGACGAUGCUCGCCUCGCCGUCGAGACUGGUGUUGACGGUGUCGAUGUCGUCAUUGGCACCUCUUCAUACCUUCGCGAGCACUCCCACGGCAAGGACAUGACCUACAUCAUCAACACCGCCAUCGAGGUUAUUCAGUUCGUCAAGUCCAAGGGCCUCGAGAUCCGUUUCUCUUCCGAGGACUCCUUCCGUUCCGACCUCGUCGACCUUCUUUCCGUCUACAGCGCCGUCGACAAGGUUGGCGUUCACAGAGUUGGUAUUGCCGACACCGUUGGCUGCGCCAGCCCCAGACAAGUCUACGACCUUGUCCGCACCCUGAGAGGUGUUGUCAGCUGCGACAUCGAGACUCACUUCCACAACGACACGGGAUGCGCCAUUGCCAACGCCUACUGCGCGCUCGAGGCCGGUGCCACCCACAUCGACACCUCCGUCAUCGGUAUCGGUGAGCGCAACGGUAUCACCCCUCUCGGUGGUCUGAUGGCUCGCAUGAUCGUCGCCGCCCCCGACUACACCAAGUCCAAGUACAAGCUGCACAAGCUCAAGGAGCUUGAGGAUCUCGUUGCCGAGGCCGUCGAGAUCAACAUUCCCUUCAACAACUACAUCACCGGUUUCUGUGCCUUCACCCACAAGGCCGGUAUCCACGCCAAGGCCAUUCUCAACAACCCUAGCACAUACGAAAUCAUCAACCCUGCCGAUUUCGGUAUGAGCAGAUACGUCCACUUCGCAUCAAGAUUGACUGGCUGGAACGCCAUCAAGUCGCGUGUGGAGCAGCUUGGUCUCACCAUGACCGAUGCUCAGGUCAAGGUUGUCACUCAGAAGAUCAAGGCCCUGGCGGACGUCAGGCCGAUUGCCAUUGACGAUGCCGAUUCCAUCAUCCGUACUUUCCACUUGAACAUUACGGAAGGUGAGGAGAAGCCGCUGUUGCCCAACUUGACCGCUGAGGAGCAGGCCAAGUUCGAGAAGGCGGAGAGAGAGCUUGCUGGCGAGCCUGAGAAGCGUGCUUUGGAUGAGGCUGCCGCGGAGCCCGCGGCUAAGAAGAUUAAGGCGUAA